AACCCCUGAACCCGCGCCGCCUCCUAUAUAACCACGCUUGGCACCGCGCCGGACGCCGAGCAGAGCAGAGCACGCCGUCGCCGCUCUUUCGUUCCCGUCACCGGUGAUUCCGAGGGAACAGGGGACAGAGAGCAAUGCCGCGCGCUCCCGUCGCCACGCUGCUCUCGCUCAGCCGGAGGGGCUACGCCGCGGCGGCGGCCGGAGCGGAGGUGCACCAGCGCGCGGCGGCAAUGGCGGCGAGGGGCUCGGCGUCGGCGGGUGUUAGUAACUCGGCGGCGGCGUCCAGGGAGGUGUUCUGGAUGAGGGACCCGCAGACGGGGUGCUGGGCCCCCGAGGACCGCUUCGCCGACGUCGACGCGGCCGAGCUCCGCGCGCGCCUGCUCUCCAGGAAGGACUAGGGAGGAGCUGGUCCUUUCGGUUGAUGAUGAACCAUUCAACCCAUUGACGAUUCAAACUUGAUGAAGCCGAGUAAUAACCUCCAUUUGCUAGAAUUCUGCGGCUCCAUCUCCAAACCAAUUGAAAUAACCGAAACAGUGAAAUGUUAGGCAGCCCAAUCAAAGAUACUCCUAAAAUGCUUCUGUUAUAUCUGGAAUCCUAAUUGCUUUUAUUUCUCUAAGAUUUGUGUUGUUAUCCUUCAUGAAAAGGACAUGCUCAACAAAGUUAAGUUGAUUUGUUUGA
Molecule: messenger RNA, 678 nt
Organism: Panicum hallii
Lineage: Eukaryota; Viridiplantae; Streptophyta; Magnoliopsida; Poales; Poaceae
Product: protein SENESCENCE-ASSOCIATED GENE 21, mitochondrial-like
Exons: 2
Coding region: 135-398 (87 amino acids)
Source: RefSeq, a predicted model, not a curated record